AGCAUAUGAAUUCUUUCUACUUCUGUCGUCCUUUCAUCCAAGCAGUCCCUUUCUCCUGUCCGCCAAAGGAGACAAACAAGGUAAAGGGAAGGCCAUGAACGGCAGCUGCAGAGACCAGAGAGAGAGAGAGGAAAAGAAAAUGAAAGCAGAGCGGCAGCGUCGGGCCCAGCCCCCAACCACCACCAUCUUCUCCUUCCCCCUCCCCGUCAGCUUCUACCACUCGCGAAAUACUUUGCUUUACAAGCAAGAACAUUCUGGUUUGGUUUGGCCCUCAUUCCUCUCACUGAUCUGCACUCCGUAGCAGCAAUUCCUCGGAGGCUCAUGCCUCACACUGGCAGCAUCUCGUGAUCUGUCUCCUCCAUCUCCGCUCAACAUUUCCCAGCUCCUGUAAAGCUCAGCUGCAUAGAUACGAGCACAGAGGCACCUACCUCUCUUGCUUCCAUCAUAUGGCCACAAUUAUUUGGAUUUUGGAGCAGAAAUUCAUGAAGAUGCCAUGCUCCAGUGCGCUGCUAGAACUUGGCAGUCUCAGGAAGAUUGUCUGAGAUCAAGGUAGCUGAGAUUUACCCUGCGUUGGGGCUCAGUUUCUCUAUCCUUUCCUCGCCUUUCAACCCACCGGGGUUGGUGGUUGUUGUCACUGUGCUUCCGUCUUCCAAGUUCCAUCCAUGGCGGCAGUGGCGUCGUCUUCUCCUCCUGCAACAAUUGCUGGGCCGCAGCCGACGUGGGUGCCCUAUGAGCCAACCAGGGACUGCUCCCAGGGCCUCUGCAGCAUGUACUGCCCGCAGUGGUGCUACUUCAUCUUCCCGCCCCCGCCGCCGGCCUUCGACAUCGCCGGACCCGGGAGCGGCGACGACUCCUCCGGCCCCACCUUCUCGCCCCUCGUCAUCGCCAUCAUCGGCGUGCUCGCCAGCGCCUUCCUCCUCGUCAGCUACUACACCAUCAUCUCCAAGUACUGCGGCACCUUCAGCUCCCUGCGGAACAUGCUCUUCGGUCCCCGCAGGGGCCGCGGCGGCGUCGGCGGCGGCGAUUCGCGGAGUCUGGAGCCGUGGGGCGCCGUGCCGUCGGACGGGCUGGACGAGACCCUGAUCAACAAGAUCACGGUGUGCAAGUACAAGCGCGGCGACGGGUUCGUGGACAGCACCGACUGCUCCGUCUGCCUCGGCGAGUUCCGGGACGGCGAGAGCCUCCGGCUGCUGCCCAAGUGCAGCCACGCCUUCCACCUGCCUUGCAUCGACACGUGGCUCAAGUCGCACUCCAACUGCCCGCUCUGCCGCUGUAACAUCGCCUUCGUCGCCGUCGGGGUGGUGUCACCGGAGCCGGAGCGCCGCGGCGCCACGCGGGAGGACCGCGACUGGAGAGACAACAACCACCCCGAGCUGAUCCUGACGGUCGACGAGUCCUCGGAGCCCGCGCGUGGCGUGCCGCAGAGUCAGAGUCAGAAUCAGAAUGUGGUCAGCGGCAACGGCGGUGACGGCCUGGCGCCGAAGGAAUUUCCGGGGAGAUCAGAGGAGGCCAGCGGCAUUGCCGAGAUAAAGGAGGACUGCGCGCUGCCGGUGCGGGCGUCGUCGUCGCUGUCCGACACGCACCGCGAAGGCCCAAUGUCCAUCGCCGACGUGCUGCAGGCCAGCAUGGAGGACGAGCUGAUGAUGGCCCGGGAGAGCGGCCUCCUGGCAGGCUCGUCGGGACGGUGCCACGGGGAGCACAGCAAGGACGGCAGCGGCCGCAGCGGCCGUGCAAUGCCGGAUGCAGCGAAGCGAUUGCCGUCUGUUGGAAGAUCGUGCUUCAGCAGCAGGAAUGGCAGGGGAAAGGAUUCGAUUCUUCCAAUGUGAGGUUCUUCUUCGUCUGACUAGGGAUACAUGACAUGGAUACUUCUUUUUUUGUGCGCGUGUGAUUCCGGUGAAGAUCAAGGUGCCAGUACCAAAGUCUGCAGAUCUCAUGCAUCCUGUUUCCAUCAGUUCCUAUGAAUUGAAUUGUGGUAACACUGUGGCUGCAGACAGAAACCCAUCGUCUGCAACUACAACGUUUGGUGACUGGUGAGAUCUCCUACACUGCACCUGCUUGGUGUUUCUACUGGAUAAAAUUGUAUAGGGCUUGGAACACUUCUUUUUACCUCUUUCUUCCGUCUCAACAAGAUUGGAUUCAAGUUCAGAGAAUUCUCCCUGCAUUAGUGAGUUAAGUCUCUUAGACCAUAGGUUUUUUCUCUGGGUGAGAAGUCAGUCAGUCAGUCUCCGCACUGGCUUCUUCUAAUAGUUGUCAACUUAGAAGUUAGAACAAUCAUUUGCUGAUGUGUGUGUUGAACUUGAAAAGGGAAGUGUGACCAAUUCAGCACGAUUAUGUGCUCGUGUCUGCCUGAAUUAUAGUAUGAUCUGAUUACGCUCUGGA
This is a messenger RNA of Sorghum bicolor (sorghum), 2379 nucleotides long. Its product is annotated as E3 ubiquitin-protein ligase Os04g0590900. Gene Ontology annotation, biological process: protein ubiquitination. Gene Ontology annotation, molecular function: transferase activity. The coding region runs from base 663 to 1826 and encodes 387 amino acids. The transcript has a single exon. NCBI's taxonomy places the organism in Eukaryota, Viridiplantae, Streptophyta, Magnoliopsida, Poales, Poaceae. The record is from RefSeq and is a predicted model, not a curated record.